CAAGUUGCUAAAAUGCCAAAUCUCCCGAAUCUGCGUUUAAAAUGAUUAAAAAUAACUAUAAAACAAAAUAAUUACAAGGAAUAGCAAUUCAUUCACUCCAGCUCGUCGUUUUGUACUAUUUGUUGUUAAAAAUACAUCGACAGACAAUGAAGUUUUGUUAAUGGUUCCUUAAUGCGACUCAUUGUUAGCGACUUUCAUUUAGCAUUAUUGACUUUGUUAUAAAUAAACACAGUGUUGUUCAAAAUGAUUUUGCCAGUAGAGAUAAUUGAAAAUAUUUUGAGGAAAUGCGAUGGAAAAACAUUAUUGAGUGCAAGAAAAGUUGACGAAGAAUGGAAACACAUUGUGGAUUAUUUAACCCAAAAGACGAGGAUCUGGGAAUGGUGUUGCAAGGAAGAAAUUCCCAAAAACCAGCUGAUUGAAUACUUGCAAAGUUAUCAAGAUGAAGCCGGUGACAAGUGGCUUCAUAUUUACAUUAACUGGUACUCGUGGGAAAGUAUCGACCAAGUAAUGUGUGACAUAGUCUUAAGUCCCGUGGAAGUACCACGGAUAUCCUGCAUCGCCGUGUCUGGGAAUUACAUAGCUGUAGGCUCUCAAGAUGGGCGACUACGGAUCUUUUCAAACGAUUGGAAGAUGCUCUAUGCUGCCCGUAUUUUAGCUGUUAAGAUUAAUAGCCUUACCUUUAUGGACAGUGGUAAUGGGGAGAGCUUGGAUUUUUGUCUUGUGGUUUCCUACAAUAAGGGCCUGGAUAUAUUCUGUUUCGAUGGAAUCAGCAAAAACCAGCUCGUAAUUCAGGACGUAAAGUCACACAGCAUUUACAAAAACUACAUAUGCUACGAGAAAGUGGGGGGAAGAAUGACCAUCGCUAAACUGACCAACACUGACGGAAGGAGACAACUGACAGAAGUGUGGUUCUCCAGGAUAUAUUCUCCCUCGAGUCUAUCCUGCAUGAAGAUGUGGGAAGGUGUCUGCACCUUCCUGGUCAAUAAUGAAGUUAAAAUUAUCGAGUAUGAGUCUGCCGAAAUCACUCCCAUGGACAUCAUGAAGAAAAAAACGAGGAUCAAGUUUAAUUUUCCGCUGGUAGAUAGCCAGAAUACGCAGAUUUUGAGGAACGACGUCAUCAUUAGUUUAUGUAAAAAUGACGAUGAUGUUAAAAGUGAUUUUAUUGAAUUCUUCAUCUUGGGAAAAAAUGACAAGUAUAGCAAGAAAAUGUUCAACACUUGGGAAAUAUUUAGGUGUUACAUAACGUGCAUCUAUUUAUAUGGGAACACCCUUAUUUUAGGUGUUGACGUCGGAACGGUGUACAUCUACCACGUUUCGUGCUGGAAAAACUUAGACAUAAGGGAAUAUAGCCAUAAAUUAAUAAUUGGAAAGCACCCAAUAAUUUGUAUUGAUGUCAAGGAGACGCCAACAGAGCGGAAGUUCUACGUGUCGUCCAAAUUCAAUAUACACGAAAUUUCUGGAUUCUUACCAAAUAUUUAUUAGUGAUGUUUAAUACCACAAUAAUGUUCAUAAAUGUACUUACGUUAUAUUUUUAUACCGUUUUUUUAUCGAUUCUUGUAAGUUUAAGAGUGUUUUGUGCAUCUUUCGAACCUUACUAAACAGGAUUGUUCAUUUUUGGUAGUAGUAAAUACUGUAAUUGUAGACCUCACCACAUAAUAACCGAAGGUAGUUUGGUUGUAUACUGAAAAAUUUCAAAUGCUAAUUUUUAAAAUUAUAAUAGAAAAGGCGGUGGGUUUACUUUGGGUUCAAUCAAAACUGUAGUGAAAAAUGUUAAUAUAUAAAAAAAAAAUUCACAUUUUAUGGAAAAUUCUAAACUGUAAAAAUGGUAAGAUAUACAGGGU
This is a messenger RNA of Anoplophora glabripennis (Asian longhorned beetle), 1841 nucleotides long. RefSeq lists its product as uncharacterized. Gene Ontology annotation, molecular function: protein binding. The record is from RefSeq and is a predicted model, not a curated record. Lineage: Eukaryota; Metazoa; Arthropoda; Insecta; Coleoptera; Cerambycidae. The coding region runs from base 244 to 1482 and encodes 412 amino acids. The transcript is spliced from 6 exons.